Hemiscyllium ocellatum (epaulette shark) is the source of this 5720-nucleotide messenger RNA. RefSeq names its product RecQ helicase-like 4 (gene recql4). Gene Ontology annotation, cellular component: nucleus; chromosome; cytoplasm. Gene Ontology annotation, molecular function: 3'-5' DNA helicase activity; four-way junction helicase activity; ATP binding. The coding region runs from base 80 to 4567 and encodes 1495 amino acids. The record is from RefSeq and is a predicted model, not a curated record. The transcript has 25 exons. Gene Ontology annotation, biological process: telomere maintenance; double-strand break repair via homologous recombination; DNA replication. Lineage: Eukaryota; Metazoa; Chordata; Chondrichthyes; Orectolobiformes; Hemiscylliidae.
GCCGGGCCGGGCGCGGCGCUCUCCCGGGCUGGAGGCAAAUGAAAGAUUGAGAGAAACCACUGUGGACUAUUGUUGGGAGAUGGAUCGAUACACUGAGUUAAAACUUGCGUUGAAAAAGUGGGAGACUUUGUUCUUUGAGAAAAACAGAAGGAAACCAACUAAGGUUGAUGUGGCUUGUGCUUCAGAAGAGACUCAAAAAUUGUAUAGAGAAUAUAGAACUAUCAAGCAAAAUAGGGAGGGACGUACUAUAGAGAACAAUCAACAUCCACCGGUAGAUUCUGGGAGUAAGCCCUUGAUGAAAACUAGCCAAAAUGAGGAGGCUUCUAAGUGUGAUACUUGGGGAUUACAUCUUAAUCGUCAGAACAGAAAGUUUCAGGAGCUCACGCCGAAAGAGCACGGUGCUCUAAAAGCAUCAGCACAGUAUUAUGGAAUGAAAUUAAAGGAGAAAUUUGGAACAUCAGGAAAGGAAAGGCCAAUUUCUCUCCGUAAGUCGCUGACUUCAAGGAGGACGCAGAUGUCCAAAGAGAUCGAUGAUGGGGAGAAUGGCCCAGUUGUUGGGGGACACCCUGUCACCCCCAAGCCUGCUGAAGAUCUGCAGCUUGUAUCUCAAGACGUUCCAGAUGGAUCUGAUCAACUAGAAUUUCAGCAUCCAGUCAUGAAAGGUAUUUCUCCAUCAAAAGUGCUCCGAACCCAGACAAGGACUCCCCAGUCUAUUAAUAAACUACAGCAAUUACAGCAGUGUGUGUCUCGGAGAUUAUCCUCGAUUGAUCGUGGCUGGUUAGACAGAUGCCAGGAGAGAACACAACCAGAUGUUGAAUUGCCCAUACUGGGCAGACUUUCACUCCCAGCCAGUGGUAAAUACAGUCUUGACUCUGAUCAUGGGGAACCUCCUUCAUGCGGUCACUCUACUCCCCAAGUUGAUCACAAGCCUCGAAAUGUGAAUGACACAAUACAGGUAGCCAGUGAGCAGCAUCUGCAACUAAGUGAUUCCCCAACAGUCAAUAAGGGGUCCUGUUCAGUGACUGCUACAUCUCCCUCAGCUGGUGAUACACCCUCCUCAUUGGGUAAUGUCUUUUUAAAAGUUAGACAUGAUGAGCUAUCAAUUUCUUCGAGUGAUUUUCAGGAUUCUGAAAAGCCUCCAGAAUUAGGGAAUGGCUAUUUCCGAGAUGAUCAUGCUUGCCAAAAAUAUGUUGACACAGGGAAAAUGCAGAUUCUAACAAGAACUGGUUUGGAACAUCAAUUGUACAUUAAUUCAGUGACCAGUGAAGAGAGAAAUUGCAAUGUCCCAGAAUCUUUGCAGGAAAGUUAUGAUGAAGGAGAGAGAGAGACUGAUUGUGAGCAGCCUAAAGUGAUAAAUACUGGGAAAGGCACACAAGACCUAAAGAGAAGCAGUAAGAAGCGACGGAGAACAAUAGCAGCAGACGGAGUGAGUGCUGACGCUUGUGAAGAUCUCAACGGCAAUGCCAAGAAACGCAGAAAAGCAACUAAACCUUCAAACACUACCACAGCUCAGACGGUGAAGAAGCAAAUCCUCAAAGCCAAUUGCAGAACUGUGGUGGACGACAGCAGUCCACCAGCGAGUGAGGAUGAGGGGAAGUCAAAACCUGAGCUGCCAAAGGAGAAUCUCUACGGAGAUGUGGAAGAAGGGAACAUCUGUUCAGAGGCUCAGAAGAGCAGUGGCAUGAGAGUUGCACCACCUAAAAAAGAUGGAAAUUUUGUGAGAAUCAACCUUAAGAAGAAAUCACACGUCAGAGGUGGAGUGUUACGAGGAACGUAUCUUCGCAAACAGGCCUGGAAGCAGAAGUGGAAUUUAAAAGGGGAACGUUUUGGUGGUGGUGCUGGUCAAUUCAGCAGAAAGGGAGACACGUGUUUCCGCUGUGGGGCAGCAGGUCACUGGGCCAAGAACUGCAGCGGUCAGGGAGUUAACACCAGGUUUAAAGCAGUAUCUGAGGAGAAAGUGGAAAUGUCUGAGAUGAUAGAUGAUGAGAUUGCCCCAUUACCAACCUUGGAGGAAGUGGCACGUUUGACAUCAAUGUGUAACACUGAGAGGGGCAUCUCGGCUCCAGAUAAUACAAGGGCACAGUUUGAACCGGUGUCUGCUGCUGAGCUUCAAGUGAACACUGCCUGUCCGACAUUUGAGAAACCAGAUGCUCCCCCAGCAGUGGAACCUCUGUACAGGCUUGGAGAGGAUGGAAAGGUCAUAGCUACUCCGGCAGAGGUAUUUGAAGCCCUGACAGAGCUCGGGUACCAUUCGUUCAGACCAGGCCAGGAAUUAACCGUGAUGAGAAUUUUAUCAGGUCUUUCUACUUUGGUUGUGCUCUCCACCGGAAUGGGGAAAUCAUUUUGCUACCAAUUACCUGCGUACCUGUAUGCCAAGAGGUCAAAAUGCAUCACCUUGGUGAUUUCACCUCUUGUCUCACUGAUGGAUGAUCAGGUUUCGGGGCUUCCUUCCAACCUAAAGGCAGUUUGUAUCCACUCCAGUAUGACAAGGACACAGAGAGAAGCAGCUAUUGCAAAGGUGAAAGAGGGUAAGGUCCAUGUGCUGUUGCUGUCCCCAGAAGCACUUGUUGGUGGUGGUCGGGCUGGAUCAAGUUGUCUCCCGCCUGCACACGAGCUUCCCCCAGUGGCUUUUGCAUGUAUUGAUGAGGCACACUGUGUUUCGGAAUGGUCUCACAACUUCAGACCAUGCUAUCUCCGUCUGUGUAAGGUCCUGAAGGAACGUUUGGGAGUGAAAUGCCUGCUGGGAUUAACAGCCACUGCCACGCUAGCGACAGCCCAAAAUAUCGCACAUCACCUUGGGAUCCAGGAGCGAGAAGGAAUAGCUGUACGCUCUGCAGAUGUACCAGCCAAUUUAUUCCUCAGUGUGUCUACUGACCGGGAUAGAGACCAGGCUCUUGUAACUUUGAUCCAAGGGGAUCGAUUUGCCUCUUUGGAUUCCAUUAUUGUCUACUGCACACGAAGAGAAGAGACGACCCGCAUUGCAGCCCUGCUCCGGACAUGCCUUCAGGGAGUCACACUAAAGGAGUCGCCACAAGAACUAAAUGAGGAGGGGAAGAUGGCUGAGGAAAUCCUAGCAAAACGAAAGAAAGCUAUGGCAAAAAAGAAGUUGAGGCGGCCUUUAAAGUGGAUUGCUGAUUGCUACCAUGCUGGAAUGUCAGCCAGUGAACGGAGGAGAAUUCAGAACAACUUCAUGAGUGGUCAGCUGCGUAUUGUGGUGGCAACAGUGGCAUUUGGCAUGGGAUUGGAUAAGUCGGAUGUCCGAGGAAUCAUACACUAUAAUAUACCAAAGGGCUUUGAGAAUUAUGUGCAAGAAAUUGGCCGUGCUGGGAGAGAUGGGAAGCCUGCCCAUUGCCAUCUCUUCCUCGACCCAGAUGGUGGAGAUAUGAAUGAACUGCGACGGCACAUUUAUGCUGACACUGUGGAUUAUUAUACAGUCAAGAAACUGGUACAGAAAGUAUUCCAACCCUGUAAAUGCCGUCAAAUUUAUCAGAAACAGCAGGUCGUCAGUUGUAGGGCCAUCACAGAUGAUGAGUUGCUGGAAAUGCCUGACCCAUCUGAGGAGCUGCCCCCUGAAGGAGCUCAGCCCCUCAAAGAAUUUGAAGGAAGUUCUCCAAGGGUGUGCCACAGGCACGAGAGGGCAAUAUCAAUCCAGAAAACUGUGGAGAUGUUAGAUCUCCGAGAGGAAGGAAUUGAAACUUUGCUCUGUUACCUGGAGCUGCACCCCCAGCAGUGGGUAGAGUUGAUGCACCCAACCUUUUCAACCUGUCGCCUCCAGUGUUACAGUGGACCCGUGCAACUGAGAAGCACAGCAAGAAGAUGUCCUCCUAUAGCUGUGGCUCUCGCCAAAGAGCGCCUGCGUGGUGUGGAUCAUACCCACUCCAAUUCAGUUGAGUUUGAUGUGGUGGAACUGGCUGAUUCAAUGGGAUGGGAACUACUGCCAGUUAAACGAGAACUAAGGCAACUGCAGUGGACAACUCAAUCCAGGCAAGGGUUUCAAGGCACAGGGAAGAGUGGCAUACUUGUGGAAUUCAGUAACCUGUCCUUCCACUUCCGAUCCUAUGGAGAUCUUGACCAUGAGGAACUGGAUGCAGUUUGUAGGUUCCUGCAUCAACGAGUACUGGCUCAUGAAAAGACUGCGCUGUGUCACCUCAAAGCUUGCUUCAAGUCAUUCCACAGUGUGGCCUUUAAGAACUGUAGCAUCUGUGCAGAUGCUGUUUCUAUGGAGAAGAGCUCACGAUUAAAACAGGUGCUGAAAGAAUAUUUUGACCAGAAAAAUGACCAGAGUCAAAGCGCAAAUUACCCAGAAGGCUGGGAGGACGACCUGACCAGAGCAAAGCUCAAAGACUGGGAAAGUCAGAUCCGAGCUGAUAUCCGACAGUUCCUGUCUAUUCGUCAUGAUGAGAAGUUCUCUGGCAGAGCCAUUGCACGAAUAUUUCAUGGUAUUGAGAGCCCAUGUUAUCCAGCUCAGAUCUACGGGCGAGAUCGAAGAUUCUGGCGCAAAUAUCUCCACUUUGAUUUCAAUGAACUAAUACGGAUGGCGACAGAGGAAUUGAUCAGAAUGAAGUGAGCUCUGGCAGCCAGAUCCCUGGGGUGGAAUGUAUGUUACCAUAACAUGGUUAGUGCUGCUAUUAAACGUUGUAGCUACCUCUCAACUGUGCCACAUAACACCUUCAUUUGGGAGCAGUGAUCUUAGAUCCAUGAUGAUUUUAGUAUAAUGGGCUGCUCUUUUCAUCCCGAUCCUGUGCAAGGAGGACGGCACAGCGGCUCAGUGGUUAGCACUGCUGCCUCACAAUGCCAGGGACCCGGGUUCAAUUCCAGCCUCGGGCGACUGACUGCGUGGAGUUUGCACAUUCUCCCCGUGUCUGCGUGGGUUUCCUCCAGGUGCUCCGGUUUCUUCCCACAGUCCUAAGAUGUGCGGGUCAGGUGAACUGGUCAUGCUAAAUUGCCCGUAGUGAUAGGUGCAUGAGUAGGUGAAUGGGUCAGGGAGGGUCGGUGUGGACUGGUUGGGCCGAAGGGCCUUUUCCGCACUGUAGGGAAUCAAAUCUAAUCAGACUCUGUCAUUCAGAGUUUUCUUAGCUGUUGACUCAUUGUGAAUUUCAGGGCUGUUCCCUCUUCUCAUCCUGCUUCCCAACUCAAAACCAAAAAAGCAUGGGAAUGUUACUAGGAACCGAGGAAAAACUAAUUUCCAUAAAGCAAGGGGAAGGAACCUUUUGAAAUAGGAUUUGUGAUUAAAUCAUGGUUUCCAUAUUAAGCCUGGCAUCCAUUGGGCAGCUCCUGUUCACAGUGGUAGGGUUAAAGUCAGUGGGAGCUCUCAGAUGUGCAGCUAAUGCAUGUCAUGUUAACACAGGCUGCAGAGGAGUCCACCGGCAAAUGAUCCUUGGCAAACACUGGAUAAUAAAGCACUUUGUCAUCACUGCUGCUUUGGUAACCAUUUGCCAUCAGUAGUUUUUGAAGUGCUCGAGCCAUUAAAUAUAUCUCAAAGCAAUAAUAAUGGAACACUGACUCCCAUUUAGAUGAUCCAGAACUGUGAAAACAGGUAGGCCUCUGGGACUGACGUUUUGUCAGAAAUACUCUCGUGAAUGAGAUCCACCCAAAAUAUUCAUUUCUCUUGGUUAGUAUUAAUGGUCGUGCUGCGUGUUCAUACAUGUUCUGACUUAUUAUUUCAGGCCUUCAACUUUUGUAUUUUCCAAUAAUUUGUAAAUCUGUAGUAACUUGAAAUA